Molecule: messenger RNA, 1956 nt
Organism: Coregonus clupeaformis (lake whitefish)
Lineage: Eukaryota; Metazoa; Chordata; Actinopteri; Salmoniformes; Salmonidae
Product: zinc finger Ran-binding domain-containing protein 2-like
Exons: 10
Coding region: 439-1425 (328 amino acids)
Biological process (GO): RNA processing
Molecular function (GO): lipopolysaccharide binding; RNA binding
Source: RefSeq, a predicted model, not a curated record
CGAUUGGAAACAGGGAAACAAAGUGUAUUUGUCACCAGAACGGUUUAGAGCAUAGUACUAUUUACCUGUGAAUACAUUCAUGAAAUGGAGAAUGGAUUAAACUAUUUACCCAUUUAAUAACCAGACCUUCAGCCAAACAUGCUAUGCUGAAUUCUUGACGCACAACCACCUGCGAGCCACUCUGGGCGGUCGGAGCGGCACGCAGCUAUUCGCCUUUAGCGGCAGGACGGACGAGCAAUCUCCACCGUCGUAGUACGGAUGAUGCCUGAGCUGGAAUGUGAAGCUAACUAGCUUGAGAAAACCCUGAGUAGUUCUAGCAAGCUUCCUUCGUAGUAUACACAUCUGGACUCGAAUAACAGAAGGCGGUGAGCCAACUAGCAUAAGCAGCCAGCCAGCCCCGUCUGUCACUUUUCUUUCAUGCGUUGAGGCCAGCUAGCCAUGGAGACAACAAUAACGGGAAAGAGUUUUCGCGUGAGCGACGGAGACUGGAUUUGCCCUGAUAAGAAAUGUGGAAAUGUGAACUUUGCCAGAAGAACAAGCUGUAAUAGAUGUGGCAGGGAAAAGACAACAGAGGCAAAGAUGAUGAAAGCAGGAGGAACAGAGAUUGGCAAGACCCUGGCUGAGAAGAGUCGGGGCCUCUUUAGUGCAAACGAUUGGCAGUGUAAAACCUGUGGCAAUGUGAACUGGGCCAGGAGGUCUGAGUGCAACAUGUGCAACACUCCUAAAUAUGCCAAGCUCGAGGAGAGAACAGGAUAUGGUGGAGGGUUCAAUGAGCGGGAGAAUGUGGAGUACAUCGACCGAGAUGAAUCUGAUGGAGAAUACGACGAGUUUGGGAGAAAAAAGAAAAAGUACCGCGGGAAACCUGGGAGCAAGUCUUCCUCGAAAGAGAGUGACAAAAAGGCAGAUCCAGUGAAAGCAGAAGAUGAGGAGGAUGAUGAUGACGAAGAGGAAGGAGACCUUUCAAAAUACAAACUAGAUGAUGAUGACGAGGAUGAUGCUGACUUGUCGAAGUACGAUCUGGAUGCCAGUGGUGAUGAGGGGGAGAAGGACAAGCCAGUCGCAGUGAAGAAGGAUAGCCCCCCGGGGUCUUCCCAAUCUUCCUCUGGCUCCUCCAGCUCUCGGUCCAGGUCCAGAUCCCAAUCUAGAAGCUCAUCCAGUUCCAGAUCUAGAUCUCGCUCCAGUUCCCAUGAGCGAGACCAGUCUUGCAGGUCCAACUCCAGAUCCAGCUCCAGGUCUGGAGAGGGCUCUUCUCCCAGGAAGAGGUCUUGCUCGCCCUCCUCGCCAGAGAGAGGAAAGAAGCGCAGUCGCUCCAGGUCCUCACCUGGAGAGAGGAAAAAAAGGCGCUCUAGAUCACGAUCGUCCGAAAGGUGCCGUGGCCAGUCCUCUGGAUCUUACCAUUCUGGCUCAAGUUCAAAAAAGAAAUAAGUUUAAAGCAGCCCGUAAAACAGAAAAAAUUAAUCUUAAUGGAUGUGUUAACAAACAAAAAACAAGACAGAUCUGUUCAUUAUGCUGUUCAUUUUACCAGAGCGUUGCAGUACACAACAGAUAUUUUCCUCAAAAGAAGAAAAUGGUGACAUGUCUGUUCUCUCUUUACAAUUCAUUUCAUGCUGCCUUUUUUUUAAAGCUUACCAAGAUCUCCGUCUGUAACUAAGUGUGUAACUAGGUGUUCAAUAGGCUUAUGGUGUCUGGUUCUUUUUAGAGAAACAGAAUAAUAUUGUGAAGAGGCUACAUCAAUUUUUUUAUCCAAACUGCACAAUGUCAUGGCAGGCUACAUUUUAAAUCCACUCAUUAGGCUUUGAGAAAUGAGAAUAUCAUAGAAUGAACUUCCAUUUUACCAAGGAUCUUUUACAGAUGUUGGUCUUAUAAACCCAGAUUUUCAGUGAUUUAGGAACAUUCUUGUGUGUGAAAUUGUUUAAGUGAGGGAAAAAUUAUUACUAACUCAGGUCUGUAAAACCA